Messenger RNA from Helianthus annuus (common sunflower), 657 nucleotides. RefSeq names its product glutaredoxin-C13. Gene Ontology annotation, cellular component: cytoplasm; nucleus. Lineage: Eukaryota; Viridiplantae; Streptophyta; Magnoliopsida; Asterales; Asteraceae. Bases 82 to 384 code for a protein of 100 amino acids. The record is from RefSeq and is a predicted model, not a curated record. The transcript has a single exon.
CAAGCAAAUCUCACCCCCCUCUUCCUAUAAGAAAAUCCAAAUCACCGGAUCGCAAUCUAAUUUAGAUUUUGAUCCUUUGAGAUGGAGAAGAUACAAGCAUUGACAUCACAAAAUGGAGUUGUGAUUUUCACCAAGAGCACAUGUUGCUUGUGUUAUGCUGUCACCAUUCUCUUCCAAGAACUUAGGGUGAACCCUAUAGUUUAUGAAAUCGACCAACAUCCUGAAGGAAGGGAGAUGGAGAAGUCACUUCCUAAACAAGGGUGUAACACUGUGCCGGCUGUGUUCAUAGGUGGCAAGCUUGUCGGGUCCACCAACGAGGUCAUGUCCCUCCACCUAAGCGGCUCGCUCAUUCCACUGCUGAAACCAUAUCAGUCACUAUCUUAAAUGAACUCGGGUGUACAAUUUAUCUAAGGAAAUAAGGUUGGCUCCAGCCUGAUGAGCAGUGGUCAGCUAGAUGAUUAAUUCUUACUAGUAUUAAAAAUAUCUUUUUAUUAGCUUCAGCUUCUACUAAGCAAGAUUGGCUUGUUAGGUUACUAUGAUUAUUAUUACAAUUUUAGACUGAAUGUAGCUUAUUUAUUCUAUCAACAUGUGUUUCUUGAAAACACAUGGCUAUGCUUCAGAUGAAUGUAAUUAUGAUCUAUUAAAAACUUGCACGUG